Molecule: messenger RNA, 609 nt
Organism: Arctia plantaginis
Lineage: Eukaryota; Metazoa; Arthropoda; Insecta; Lepidoptera; Erebidae
Source: the annotation of a GenBank genome assembly
AUGAUCGGUGACAAACAAACAACUACUGCAGUAUAUGUAAACCUUUACGAGGUGUUAGUGUUAAGACGUUCCAAGGACGUCAUGCCUUUCGCACGGUUUGUGGAACCAGGGCGUGUAGCCCUGGUAGCUGAUGGUCCCUUGAAAGGGAAGUUGGUAAGCGUGGUCGAUAUUAUUGACCAGACUCGCGCUUUGGUCGACGGACCUUGCAGCGGUAUAUCACGUCAACAAAUCCGCCUUAAUCAACUGCACCUGACCAAGUUCCGCCUGAGCUACCCCUUCACAGCGCCCACACGCGUUGUCAGAAAAGCGUGGAUUGAUGCUAAACUAACGGAAAAAUGGACUGAAAGCCAAUGGUCUCAGAAAUUGGCCAACAAAGAGAAGCGUGCUCAAAUGACCGACUACGAUCGUUUCAAGUUAACAUCGGCGCGUGUCAAGAGGAACCGUGCAAGAACAGCAGUGUUCAAGAGUUUGAAGGUGAAAGCGGCCCGUGCCGGCACAUUCGGCAAGAAACUCGUCCCCAAGGCAGGCGCUAGGAAGGUGCGCACUAAGAAGCCCAGCACCAAGAAACCGGCAAAGAAAAGCAGUUACAAGUCUCAUGAUCAAAAGUAA